GGGAGCAAGAGAAUGGCUCUGAGAGUCUGGGAUUCGAUGAAUACCAUUCCUACCAUUUUGGACUAAAUCAAGCCCGAUCGCAGGCAAAUCCUUGCGUUUGUUUCCUCAGAUCAGGCGAUGAGCAGACUAAAUGAAGGGUGAAUGCCAAACUAGAGAGAAAGAUAUCAUCAAAAUGACAGUGGAUUUUGAAGAGUGUGUGAAAGAUUCCCCUCGGUUCAGGGCGACAAUUGAGGAGGUGGAGACUGAUGUCGUGGAAAUCGAAGCAAAGUUGGAUAAGCUGGUGAAACUGUGCAGUGGGAUGAUAGAAGCAGGAAGAGCAUAUACCACAGCCAACAAACACUUUGUCAACGGAAUCCGCGACCUUUCUCAACAGUGCAGGAAAGAUGAAAUGAUAUCGGAAUGCCUCCAGAAGUUUGGAGAAAGCUUACAGGAAAUGAUCAACUAUCACAUGAUUCUCUCCGAUCAAGCUCAGAGGUCUGUCAGGAUGCAGCUGAAUAACUUUGUAAAAGAAGAUGUUCGGAAGUUCAAGGAGACCAAGAAGCAUUUUGAUAAGGUCAGAGAGGACAUGGACUUGGCGUUAAUCAAAAACGCUCAAGCUACUCGUAACAAGACGCAUGAGGUGGAGGAGGCCACGGGGACGCUGACCAUGACAAGGAAAUGUUUCAGGCACCUGGCACUGGACUACGUUCUUCAGAUUAACGUUCUUCAAGCAAAGAAGAAGUUUGAAAUAUUAGAUGCGAUGCUGUCAUUCAUGCAUGCCCAGUACACUUUCUUCCAGCAAGGCUACGACUUGCUCAAGGAGCUGGAUCCAUACAUGAAAAAGCUGGCCACUGAGCUGGACCAGCUUGUGAUUGACUCAGCAGUGGAGAAAAGGGAAAUGGAGCAUAAACACGCACUGAUACAGCAGCGGACUUUGCUACAGGACUUCUCAUAUGAUGAUUCCAAAGUUGAAUUCAAUAUUGAUGCUCCUAAUGGGGUGGUGAUGGAAGGUUAUUUGUUCAAGAGAGCAAGUAAUGCCUUUAAGACAUGGAACCGGAGGUGGUUUUCUAUACAAAACAGUCAACUGGUGUACCAGAAGAAGAUGAAGGAUGCACUAACAGUGGUGGUCGACGAUUUGCGACUUUGUUCCGUCAAACCCUGUGAGGACAUCGAGAGACGCUUUUGUUUUGAGGUUGUCUCUCCAAACAAGAGCUGUAUGCUGCAGGCAGACUCUGAAAAAUUGCGCCUAGCCUGGAUUCAGGCAGUGCAAGCCAGCAUUGCCACUGCAUAUAGAGAAAGCCCGGAUAACAACUACAUCAACAGGCUGGACAGAACUGCAUCUCCAUCCACAAGCAGCAUCGACUCUGCCAGUGACUCCCGGGAUCGCAGUGUGAAGGGCGAAAGCAUCCUGCAGCGGGUGCAGGGCAUCGCCGGGAAUGACCAGUGCUGCGACUGCGGGCAAGCUGACCCUCGAUGGGCCAGCAUCAACCUUGGUAUAACGCUGUGCAUCGAGUGCUCUGGAAUUCACAGGAGCCUUGGUGUCCAGUGUUCCAAGGUUCGUUCUCUCACAUUGGAUUCCUGGGAGCCAGAAUUACUUAAGUUGAUGUGUGAGCUUGGAAACAACACUAUUAAUCAUAUUUACGAAGGAAGAUGUGGGGAACAUGGACUGAAGAAACCACAGCCGGCAAGCACAAGGCAGCAGAAAGAAGCCUGGAUAAAAGCCAAAUAUGUAGAAAAGAAGUUCCUUAAGAAGCUGCCAAACGCCGAUGCACUUACGGACGCCGAACGGAAACCACGGCGAUGGAGUGUCAAGAAAUGCCGACGGCACAACAGUUCCACCAAAGCUCCGACAGCUCGGAGGAGGUAUCGGCAGGACACUGGCAAUGUGUCACCAGCAACGUUUGCAGCAGCAGCGGCGCUGGAGAGGAAAUUUCGAAGAGACUCCCUGUUUUGUCCCGAUGAACUCGACUCGCUGUUUUCCUACUUUGACACAACCGCUGGGCCUCGUAGUUUAAGCAGUGACAGUGGCCUGGGCGGCAGCACCGAUGGCAGCACCGAUAUCCUGGUCUUCGGCACGGUGGUGGACAGUGUCACAGAAGAAGUGAGCGAAGUUUCGGAGGAGUCAAGUGGGGAGGCGGAGAUUGAGCCCGAAGCUUCCGACUCCGAGGAUCUCCGAGAGCUGCACCCAGGGAUCCUUGUCUACAAGGCAGCACACGCCCGCAAUCUGGCAGUCAUGGCUGAGGCCUUGGCCCAUGGUGCUGAUGUCAAUUGGGUCAAUGAUGAGGAUGAAAAUAAAACUCCAUUAAUCCAAGCGGUCAUUGGGGGUUCACUUGUUGCUUGCGAAUUUCUACUUCAAAAUGGGGCCGAUGUAAAUCAAAAAGACAUUCGGGGCCGUGGUCCGAUCCACCAUGCCACCUAUCUGGGACAUACUGGCCAGGUUUGUCUCUUUCUCAAACGAGGAGCCAGUCAGAACGCAGUGGAUGAUGAUGGGCAGGAUCCACUCAGCAUUGCUGUUCAAGCAGCCAAUGCGGACAUAGUGACGCUAUUGCGGCUGGCAAGAAUGAAUGAAGAGAUGCGGGAGACUGAAGGCCCGUUUGGCCAGCCAGGUCAAUAUCCUAGCAGCAGUCCCACUGAGCUUCAGUACAGGAAGUGCAUACAGGAGUUUAUCAGCCUUAAGAUAGAUGAAUGCUAGGGAAACAGCACUAACUAGCCUGGCUGGGUGAUGUAGUGAUGAUAACUGGGCCUCUUUUGACUAUACAUUGGUGGGGUGAUGAGCUAUUUUCUUUAUGACUGCGUGUGUACAACUGGCAUUGAUGGUGAAAGAGGAAAAGGACAGUGCUUAAAGUUUAUUUUGUGUUGUGUGAACAGAUCCUUUCUUCACAUUUUUCAGUCUUAAUGUAAUCACUGUAAAGCAUGGGACUAAGUUGUAAUUCACAAACAUUCCACACUCUUAAGGGUUAGUGUCCUUGGUGGUUCAGUGGGUGAAUACACUCCCUGGCCUGGUACAGAUCGGUACAGACCAGCAGGUCUUUACUGAACUGGCUGCUCUCACUAGGUGUUCCAAUUGACCUCAAUACCUCUGGGUGAGGGAGGGCAAAUCCGACCAGGGCUUCCCAUUCCUGACAAUAGUGAGUGAUCCCUGCUAGGAUGUGUUGUAGACAUUAGGUCGAGCACAGGAUUGGGUUUGGCAUUGAUGCCCACUCCCAGUCAAAGAGUUUUCCAACACCCACUCUAGUACCUGACGUACAGGAAGUUGCUGGCAGCUGUGAAAUUGUACGUUGCGAGUCAGUGACUUCAGGAGAGCAGGGGAGAAAGGGGAAGAAAACAGAAGCUGGAGUUGAGAGGUUAUAAACCAGUCUUCAAAUAAGAAGUCAGUGUCCUCCUCUCCAAUUAAAAGCAGAGAUGCUCAGUUAAGUUUGAGUGCUGUAAACUUCUGAUUUCAAAUCAGCACCCUAUAGGAUCUGAACGUUUUCCUAUAAAACCCUAAACAUUCUUUAAAUUAUUGCCUGUGAUUAAGAAUUGAUCAUUUCCCUAUAGUUGGGUUUGAUUUUUAAAAGAUACCCACUUUUAAUGUAAUUCUUCUUGGCUCUAUUCUGUUGAUAGCCUGCAAGGGCAAACCGGUUGUGAAUAUCAGCCCUGGCUAACGUUCACACCCUGACUUGACAUGUUACAUUACCAAAUCCUGCCCAGGUCAGUCACUUUUCAUUGGCAGGUAAGCAGUGCUGUCAGUAUUCAUGAUUCUCAAUGGGGAGUCCGGCACAGUGUCCCAAGUGGGAAUCUCAUGAUAACACCUAAGGAGUCAAGGUUGUGAGUUUUGGAAAUAUUAGUGCUAAGAGAUAAUGAAGUGUUGGGCUGUGGGUUUUCUUCAACACCCUCUGCUAGCUGGAGGUGCACAUUGGUAGUUGCCAUGGACACAUCCACCCUUACAGAUAGUUCUCUGAGUACCAAGAAGAAGGUCCAAGAAGCUACAAAGGAGAUUGUAUGGGUGUACGUUACAAAGAAAUGAAGAAUAUUUAAACAAGCAUGGGUUGAGGGGAGGAGGUUAACCAAUACAAUUGGCAUUUAGCAAACAAGGCUAUAAUUUUUAAAAAUUGAGUCAAAAGACAUGUUCUGAAUCCUUUGUUUCUAGUGGAAACUUUACAUAAAUCACCAAAUAAAACAAUUAAACUUUGGGCAAAACCUUCUCUGCUUUCACCAGCACUGCACAGGGGCUAAUUACGUCCGAGGCUGUCUGUUAGGUUGAGAUGAGAAACCUGUGAGUCGUGUGCCCUGAUUUGGUUUUUGCAUUGGUGCUGCAAAACUCAUUGCCUUGGUUACAGAGAAAAAAAUCCACUCAGGCACAUUGGGAAGAUUUAUCAGCAAAUGCCUGCCAAGCAAGCUGUGGUCCCACGGGACUCCCUUUUUUAACAUCAGUUUUUAAGCAGCCAGGGUUAGCUUGCCAGUGAAUUACUAUUAAAUAACUUGAAGUGGCAACUAAAUAUUCCUUUAUACUAUAUUCAACUUUUCUACGGUGAAAAAUAUUCCUAGAAAUGCAAUGGAUAGGGAAGUGUUGAGCCAUAUGAACUACUUUGAUCUUUUAACCAAUCAAACAUUGCUUUGUUGAGAUGCUGCAUCUAGUAACCAGAACCUGAGCAGUUUGGAAGGAAGCUGAUUGUUUUCUGUGAUUGGGUUCCAUGGUAACACUGACCUUUGUUUUUUAACCUUGAUGUUGUAAUUAUUAUAAACAGAUCAGGUGACCUUGGUUACAAGUAGAGGACAGAUUCUGCCCUUGUGCCUGUACAGUAGGUGUUGUGUGUUGAUGCGUAUUGCUUGAUAUCAAAAUAAUGGUGGUUACAACUUUCUGUUUCUCGAAACAAAAUCACACAUUUUAAGGGGGAAAAAUGUUCUGUAAAUAUUAAAAUGGAGUUUUGUUCUGGUUGGGACAAUUUAUUUAAAAUGAAAUAGAAUAUGAAUUAGAUUAUAUGUAUAAAACAACUUUGUGCACUUUUCCUACCUACAGUAUUGUUUUCUGUUACACUUUGUGAAUUUUCUCAACAGUGAAAGUGUUGUUUUAAAUGUUUAUUUAUAUGAAUUGCCCAGAGGAAUAGUGCAAUGAAAAAAAAAUGAAUACAGGUAACUGUGUUUAUUGUUGGAGAUUUGUGGUUUUUUUUGUAACACCAUAGAGUGUAUUUUUUUAAAUUGACACACUUUGUUUUGUAUUGGCGCAGUACAGGCAUAAAAUGUCUCUGAGCUUUUAUUCAGUGUGACGCACCUGUGCAGAUUUCUACUGCUUUGUUUAGCAUAGAUCACUAGAGCACACGGCGAGUUCUCAGUAGGUCUCUUUUACCGCGUUUUGUGAAAGCUGUUUGAUUUGCAACCAAACCUGGGUCGACGGGGUCCCAACAGGUUCAGCUUCAACAAAAAAAAAAUUGUUUCUUCAUUUUAAAAUUUUUUCUGUGUAUGGAGCGAUAUUUUCAAACUGAUUUGUGAUUCCCAGCAUCUCUAAUUAAACGCUGUGUAUAACAUUG
This is a messenger RNA of Carcharodon carcharias (great white shark), 5486 nucleotides long. RefSeq names its product arf-GAP with coiled-coil, ANK repeat and PH domain-containing protein 3-like. The transcript is spliced from 24 exons. Gene Ontology annotation, molecular function: GTPase activator activity; protein binding. Lineage: Eukaryota; Metazoa; Chordata; Chondrichthyes; Lamniformes; Lamnidae. The record is from RefSeq and is a predicted model, not a curated record. Bases 131 to 2671 code for a protein of 846 amino acids. Gene Ontology annotation, cellular component: cytoplasm.